AUGGCGGAGCGGCAGGCGGGCCCGGCGCCCGGGGACUGGGAGGUCGAUGUGGAGAGCUUGGAGCUGGAGGAGGACGGCCACAGGGCGCCACCACCAGCCGCCGAGGACGGCGAGGACGACGAGGAGGAGGAGGACGAGGAGGGAGACGCGGAGGAGGAGGGCGACAGCGAGGCGGCGGCUGACCCGGGACCUGGGGCGCCGCUCGGGCAGGACCUGCAGGGAGGGCGCCCCAGGCAGUCAUCGGCGCCGCAGGCCGCGUGCGCCCUGGCCGGGCCCCCGGAGCGCAGCGCUGCCGCCGAGCCGCGCAAGCUGAGCCGUACGCCCAAGUGCGCGCGCUGCCGCAACCACGGGGUCGUGUCCUGCCUCAAGGGCCACAAGCGCUUCUGCCGCUGGCGUGACUGCCAGUGUGCCAACUGCCUGCUGGUGGUGGAGCGACAGCGCGUCAUGGCCGCCCAGGUGGCGCUCCGGAGGCAGCAGGCGACCGAGGAUAAGAAGGGACUUUCUGGGAAACAGAAUAAUUUCGAGCGCAAAGCCGUGUACCAGAGGCAAGUCCGAGCGCCCAGCUUGCUGGCCAAAAGCAUUCUCGAAGGCUACCGCCCCAUGCCCCCUGAGACCUACCUGGGAGGGACCUCACCGCUGCCUCCCCCUGUAAGUGACAGAAUGAGGAAGCGACGGGCCUUUGCAGACAAAGAGCUGGAGAACAUUAUGCUGGAGAGAGAAUACAAAGAGAGGGAGAUGCUGGAGGCCUCCCAAGCUGCUGCCUUGUUCCUGCCCAACCGGGUGGUCCACGGGCCAGAGUACAAUUCCUACAAAAACCUCUACAGCCUCAGCCCCGGGGAUCCCCCCAAGGACUUCUGCAACUUCCUGCCGGCAUGCCUCGAUCUCACCAUGCAGUAUUCCGGCUCUGGGAACAUGGAAUUAAUUUCCUCCAACGUCAGUGUGGCUACGACCUAUAGGCAGUACCCUGUGUCCUCCAGGCUUCUGGUCUGGCCCAAGUGUAGCCCCAUCAGUGACAGCCUCCUUUACCAGCAAUGUCUGGUGAAUGCCACCACAUCUGUGCAAACUCUGAGGCCGAGCGUGGGCUGGGAUGCUAAGGGGACACGCCUCCCCGAUGCUCUGAGCCCACAGGACAUGAUGCCGGCCAAGCUGGAAGGCUCGCUGGUGCUGCCCCCCACUCCUGAGGUCCAGGCCCCAAGAGGUGACCUGCAGGCCCACCAGCAGGUGCCCGAGAGGUCUGCCUUCACCCCGCCCCGACGGAAUUUCUCUCCUAUGGUGGACUCGAACCCUCUGGCUGCCCCAGCACCAGCCUUGACCAAGAUCGGCAAAGACAGCUCUAGCCAUACCAUGCCACUCAAACACAGCCCUUUCCACUCUUUGUUCCAGCAGAUGCUUCCCGACAAAGCAGCGCCCGAACUGAAAACGCCACUUGCCAAGGAGGCCUUUGAGGAGGGCGCGAUGAGGCACAAGGAGGGUCCCAUCAGGGAGAGCCAGGAGUACACGUUUACGAUAGACAGAUGCACCAAAGACCUUUUAGUAGCCAAGCAGGUGGGGACAAAGCUGUCCGUGAGUGAGCCCCUGUCAUUUUCAGUGGAGUCCAUCCUCAAGAGGCCAUCAGCGGUCAUCACUCAUGUCUCCCAGUGA
Elephantulus edwardii (Cape elephant shrew) is the source of this 1641-nucleotide messenger RNA. It is a transcript of the gene DMRT2, whose product is annotated as doublesex and mab-3 related transcription factor 2. The record is from RefSeq and is a predicted model, not a curated record. Lineage: Eukaryota; Metazoa; Chordata; Mammalia; Macroscelidea; Macroscelididae. Gene Ontology annotation, biological process: sex differentiation; regulation of transcription by RNA polymerase II. Gene Ontology annotation, cellular component: nucleus. Bases 1 to 1641 code for a protein of 546 amino acids. Gene Ontology annotation, molecular function: RNA polymerase II cis-regulatory region sequence-specific DNA binding; DNA-binding transcription factor activity, RNA polymerase II-specific. The transcript is spliced from 3 exons.